AGAAUUCAUUUUAAUUUAUAAUAUUUCACUAUGAUUGAAACAAAGUGGGAUAGAGUUUUAUUCAAAGUGAGUGGUUGUAGAAUAUCCCUAUGCUUCUUUGGAUCAGAUGACAUUACUGCUGUAGAAAAAGAACAAUACGAUAUCAUAAAGCUUUACAGUAUGUUGAUCAAUAUAAUAGAUGAAUAUUCUUCUCAUUUUAAAAAAAGUUAUGAUAAGAUCUUCUUUUUUUGUUGAGACUUUAUCUAUUAAUAAUACUGUUUUGAAG
Molecule: messenger RNA, 265 nt
Organism: Cokeromyces recurvatus
Lineage: Eukaryota; Fungi; Mucoromycota; Mucoromycetes; Mucorales; Mucoraceae
Exons: 1
Coding region: 31-234 (67 amino acids)
Source: RefSeq, a predicted model, not a curated record